AUGGACCAUGCCUCCAACGCAUCCGUCUUGAGCUUGGAGGCUUCUGGCAACCCUGAGAUUGAACGGGCCUGCGAUACACGAGAUGUGACGGACGAAGACCUGCCCGAAACCACAACCCCAAUCAAUCUAUCUGGUGCCCUUGACAAACAAGCAUUACACAGUGACGAGGACGGGUCAACACAGCGCAGUGCGACCUUCGGAGACGCUCACAGUAGCGCGUCAACGAUUCAAGAUGCCAAGGCUACCCCCAGCCUUUUCAACAACCCACCGAACCUAGCGCGCAUACGCAAGGUCCUAUUCGAGUGCAAGGACCCGAUCGAAAUCAGUCUCGAAGAGUUUGAAACAUAUUGGCCUUUUAUUGAUAAUGUAUGGGUCAAACAAAGAUCAAAUGCGAGCAAAGAGGGCCAUUGCACCACCGACUAUUACAUGUGCCGUUUACGACGUCCCACGCACCGCACAUCUGAAACUCGGCCCUUGCCAGAGGGCAAACGCCCUCGCAAAAAGCGAGUCCGAGAGGGAGGCAUCUGUAACUUUCAAAUCAAGGUUGUCCGGUUUGAAGGGGCAUAUUCAACCGUCACUAUCGCGAGAACGCCGGGAAGUUGCAGCAUCCACUCACAUGACCUCGACUACAUCGACCGGGUGAAGCGGAACUCGGGAUUAAUGGAGUACGCGCGCAAAGAAUCGUGGCGUAUACAAAAUCCGGAAGUGAAUCUGGUUGCACACGAGGGCUACGAAUACCAAAAGGGUCAUGGUAUUGUUAAAACCCAAAGCACCGAUGGGGUCAACGAGGUGUCCUCCCAAACCAAACCACCCUCGACCUUGUCCGCUUUGCCCCCGGACACACUAUCAUUCCCUCAAUUUUCGCUAGACUUCUUACAUCCUUAUCUUCCCAAUCACUCAGAGCGCCGAGAGUUCCCACAUGUCACAUUAUCAUACGCAUCGUCCAUGGACUCCAAGAUCUCUCUUCAACCAGGAAUGCAGACGGUAUUGUCCGGACCGGAGGCCAAAUUGAUGACUCAUUAUCUUCGUUCCCGACAUGACGCGAUUCUUGUUGGGGUAGGAACUGUUCUUGCCGAUAAUCCAGGGUUGAACUGUCGUCUGGAAGGGGCCGGUGGGUUUGGAGGCCUGGGGAGAAUGUGGCAACCACGGCCAGUGAUCAUUGAUCCUAUGGGCCGAUGGCCUGUUCAUCCCGAAUGCCGGAUGUUACGUACUGCCGUUGAAGGCAAAGGCAAAGCUCCAUGGGUUGUGUUAUCUCCCGGGGCUCAAAUCAACCCCCAGACACUCGUGAUGCUGAAAGGCUACGGUGGGGAUUUUCUUCGCAUCGUAGAAUACAAUCAACACUGGCGAUUACGCUGGGAAGCCGUCUUUCGUGCCUUGGCAUCGGAGGGUAUUAAAAGUGUCAUGAUUGAGGGUGGUGGUACGGUCCUGAGUGAAUUGUUGAAUCCCGAGUAUACCAGUUUCAUUGACUCGAUUAUUGUGACGGUUGCUCCCACCUACCUUGGACGGGGUGGAGUGAAUGUCAGUCCUGACUCGAAGCAAGAUCAGGAGGGUACCCCCAAUGCAGCACUAAAUCCUCGAGAUGUUAAAUGGAUGCCAUUGGGACAAAAUGUGAUUAUGUGUGGAAAGAUUCGUGAAGAAACAAGUCAUUGA
Penicillium crustosum is the source of this 1650-nucleotide messenger RNA. RefSeq names its product RibD family protein. The record is from RefSeq and is a predicted model, not a curated record. Bases 1 to 1650 code for a protein of 549 amino acids. The transcript is spliced from 3 exons. Gene Ontology annotation, molecular function: 5-amino-6-(5-phosphoribosylamino)uracil reductase activity. Gene Ontology annotation, biological process: riboflavin biosynthetic process. NCBI's taxonomy places the organism in Eukaryota, Fungi, Ascomycota, Eurotiomycetes, Eurotiales, Aspergillaceae.